Messenger RNA from Girardinichthys multiradiatus, 1046 nucleotides. RefSeq names its product COMM domain containing 6 (gene commd6). Gene Ontology annotation, molecular function: NF-kappaB binding. Bases 75 to 656 code for a protein of 193 amino acids. Lineage: Eukaryota; Metazoa; Chordata; Actinopteri; Cyprinodontiformes; Goodeidae. The transcript is spliced from 8 exons. The record is from RefSeq and is a predicted model, not a curated record.
AGAAGAAGAAGAAGAAGAAGAAGAAGAAGAAGCUGUACUCGGGAGAAAGGCGGUUCUCUGCUAAAAGUAACAGUAUGCCCGCUGCAGGGGAAUCAUACGAAACAAUUUGCAGGCUGCCCCCAGAUCUGUUAACUGAAGCAUCUCAGCACAUUCUGACUUAUCUUCGAGGGCAAAUCAGUGGGGUAGAUUCAGCUGAAAUGUCUCAUAGAUUUCAGAGGGCUGGAGUAACACUUGAUCAUGAAGCUGUCCAGAGCAUUAUCAGAUUUCUUCUGUUGACGUUCAGGUCAGCUGGAAAGAACAAGCUGUCUGCAGAUGAACUUGUGUCAAAACUGGAAGAAGGCAGCAGCAAAUGGUCUAAAGCUUCUCUACAGGUGUUGCACACGUUGUGGAGUGAACAUGGUGCUUCAGUACAUGCUCAGCAGGACGCACAGUCCCUGCUCAGCAUUGGUCAGCUUGUGGACAUGCAGUGGAAGCUGGGGAUGGCAGUGAGUUCAGACACAUGUCGGUCUCUUAACUCACCAUUCGUGUCUCUGCUGCUGAAGAUCGUCGAACCCUCUGGACAGAUCUGUCAGAAGGCUUUUGAGAUGACUAUUCCACAGUUUCAGAAUUUUCACAGGCAGUUCAAGGAGAUGGCAGCGAUUAUGGAAACUGUAUGAUGGCAAGGAUGCCUACGUGUGCAGUUUGAGCCAUAUUAUUUACGACGGAACGAAGGAACAUCUUUUUUUUCUGCAAGGUGUCUUAAAAUGUUGUUGUGACUUGCUGCAAAUGUCAGCUCUCAGCUUGUCCUUCUACGGGUUGUAUAAUCUCCGGUUAGAUGUACUUUCAGCACUUCAAGAUAAGAACAGCGUAAAGAGACUGCUUUCAGUGUUGUGUAGUUUAUCCUACUGCUUCUACUGCAAAACCCUGAAUGGUUUGCUUGAUUUUGCAACAUCUGCUAUGUGUUCAUAAUGUGACUGAUUUGUGACAAACUGUAAUACAUUUUCAUUAGUGCACUCCAGCCGUGGAUGUAAGUGUUUUUAUUAAAAGUAAAGGACUCAUGGGAAGCA